Molecule: messenger RNA, 504 nt
Organism: Suillus discolor
Lineage: Eukaryota; Fungi; Basidiomycota; Agaricomycetes; Boletales; Suillaceae
Exons: 3
Coding region: 117-419 (100 amino acids)
Biological process (GO): translation
Cellular component (GO): ribosome; mitochondrial small ribosomal subunit
Molecular function (GO): structural constituent of ribosome
Source: RefSeq, a predicted model, not a curated record
UCGACGCUAACUUUUGAGGUCGUGCCGGAUGUCGCCGACCAUGCCAAAGACGUGAUGUUUGCACUUGUUUUCCAUACGCCUUUAACCACCUUCCGGUGAAAACUGUACUGGUCAUCAUGCCCAACGCUCGCGUACUCCGAGACAUCAAGGCCCGUAACAUCGUAAAGGCUAACGAAAUCCUUCGCAGGGCCUACCUAUAUGUCGCGCGGAAUGAGACCCUGUCCCCGCAAGUGCGACACCAAGCUCAGCUGCAGCUGAACACAUUCGGGAAGUACACGCGUCCGACGACGGUGAAAAACCGCUGCACAGAAUCUGGACGUGGUCGGGGGAUCAUCAGCGAGUUUGCACUUUGUCGAUACCAAUUCCGACUGAAGGCGCUCAAGCUGGAACUACCCGGCGUGCGCAAAGCUUCUUGGUAGAUGGAGGUUACGCAUGAAGGGAAGCAGUCGUUCCUCAGUGACUUCUUUUGCACACAUCCUUUUGUCUAGACGUAGCUCGCAGUAU